CUAAAUUUAGUAUAAUUAUUUUCAGGUUUUCUAUUAAAAUAACUUCACCAACAUGAAUGAAAAAAGCGUUGGAAUUUCACAACAAACAUUGGUUUCCAAUAUUGACGAUCGUUCUGUGUCAGCAAAGAAGCUACCUCAAUAUAUCGCCAGUCUAUCAUCAACUUUGGGAGCUUUAGCAGCAGGCAUGGUUUUAGGAUGGUCCUCUUCAGCUGGUCCUGAUGGAAUAUAUUUGCAAUCUAAUUAUGGCGUUCCAAUAUCUCCGCAAGAGUUUUCAUGGAUGGGAUCACUAACUACACUAGGCGCUGGAGCGAUGUGUAUUCCUAUUGGAAUUCUUGCGGAUUUAAUAGGAAGAAAGAAUUCGAUGCUUUUAAUGGUGGUCCCCUUUACUGUGGGUUGGCUAUGUGUAAUUUGUGCCAACUCCGUGUUAUUAUUUUAUAUCGGUAGAUUUAUUACUGGUGUUGCUUCUGGUGCCUUUUGUGUAGCUGCACCAAUGUACACAACAGAAAUAUCUGAAAGCUCGAUUCGAGGAAGUCUAGGAUCUUACUUUCAAUUGCUUCUUACAGUAGGCAUUUUGCUGUCAUAUAUUUUUGGAAGUUUUGUGGAUAUGUUUGUACUAUCCAUUAUAUCUGCCAUGGCCCCACUGGUCUUUUUCGUAAUUUUUAUGUUCAUGCCAGAAACACCACUAUACUAUUUGAUGAAAGGCAACGAGGACGCUGCCAAAAAAAGUUUAACUAAAUUACGCGGCGCUCGAUAUAAUGUAGAUAGUGAAUUACAAAAACAACGAGAAAUCAUGGAAGAAAAUAAAAGAAACAAAGUAUCAUUUUCAACUAUGAUCAAAUCUAAAGUAACCAUAAAAGGUUUUGUAAUUGGUUAUGGUCUCAUGAUUUUCCAACAAUUUUGCGGCGUGAAUGUUGUUAUAUUCUAUACCACUGAGAUCUUUGAAAAAGCUGGCAGUGACAUAAAACCUCAUAUCUGCGUUAUUAUUAUUGGUGUAAUGCAAACAGUAUCUGUUUUUGUAAGUACUUUAGUUGUAGAUCGCUUAGGUAGAAGAAUAUUGCUGUUAGCAUCUGCAAUAUUUCUGUUCUUGUCAACUUUUGCUCUUGGGGUUUACUUUUACCUUCAGGACAUUAAAAGUGAUGUUGAAAGUUUUACAUGGCUACCUCUAGUAUGUUUGAGUGUGUUUACUAUUAUGUUUUCUAUGGGCUUUGGCCCUCUUCCAUGGAUGAUGAUGGGUGAAAUUUUUGCACCAGAAGUAAAAAGUGUGGCUGCAAGUAGCGCUGGUCUUUUAAAUUGGUUGAUGGCUUUCAUUGUAACUAAAUUUUUCGCUGAUUUAAAACUUUCCCUUGGCAUGGGUGGUGUAUUUUGGUUGUUUUCUGGACUAUCUGCAAUUGCAAUUUUCUUUGUAUACAUAUUAGUACCUGAAACUAAAGGUAAAUCUCUCGACGAAAUUCUGAGAGAUUUGAGUAAUUGA
Messenger RNA from Dufourea novaeangliae, 1471 nucleotides. Its product is annotated as facilitated trehalose transporter Tret1-like. Bases 53 to 1471 code for a protein of 472 amino acids. The record is from RefSeq and is a predicted model, not a curated record. The transcript has a single exon. Lineage: Eukaryota; Metazoa; Arthropoda; Insecta; Hymenoptera; Halictidae. Gene Ontology annotation, cellular component: membrane. Gene Ontology annotation, biological process: transmembrane transport; carbohydrate transport. Gene Ontology annotation, molecular function: sugar transmembrane transporter activity.